AUGCUACGUAGUGCCAACACCGGCACAAUCCUGUGCGAGGAACAAUCCAAGUUCAUCCUGGAACGGAUCAAUGCAGUGGAAAAACAUUUCAGUGACCUGUGCGGAGCAUUCGCCGAGUUUACUAGAAAGGUAGCACGGCUACGGGACAAGUCCGAUGAAUUGGCCCAUAUCACGCAGGAUUACUCCGAGACGGAAAAGUACAACAAAUCACUGGCUAAUGGACUAUCCAGUUUGUCUAAGGCAAUAACGCUGAUAGGAGACUUCCAAGAUGCGGAGGUGAAGCGGUUGGAAAACCGCAUCGUUUCGGAGCUUUCUCAAUAUGAAAUAGUUUGCAAACAUUGCAAAGAAAGUGUGAAGGAUGCGAUCCUGUCGAGGGAUAAGGAGCUGGCUAAGAGAAAGCAGCUGGAUCAAGCUAGGUUGCGAAACGUCCGGGGUAAGAAGACGGCCAAGGAUGCCGAACUGAUCAAAUCCAAUCUGGAGCUUUCGAAAAACCUUAAAGAAAUGGAGGAAAUUGUCGGCCGGUUCGAGAAGCAGAAAUUGGUGGAUUUGAAAAAUUUGCUGAUGGAUUUUGUGAUGAUUGAGCUGAAAUUUCACACCAAUGCUAUUGAGGUGUUGUCUGCGACUUAUCAAGAUAUUUCGGAUAUUGAUGAGAAUCGAGACUACCAGGGAGUUCACAAAGAAAUUAAACGACAAAAUAGGCAAUUCAAGAAAUUUCUGCAGCAAGAUGAACUAUCCGAGCGGUACUUUCUGCAACGAAUCAAAUCGCAAUCGAUGGGCGCUCUGAGCUCGAUGUUCGCUGCAGCCUCAAGUGGAAACCGUAGAAAUAAAAGUUUAAGUUCAACGUCGCUGAAUUCAUCUCAAGAACAGGAAAAACCCACCGAAGGGACUAUCGCUUCCGAAGAUCUUCAACAGCAACACGAACAGCAGCUAGCAGCUGGUGGUGCUAAACGGAAAAGCAAUGAAAUUGCUGCUUCAAAGCAACGAUCAACUGAAGCUUUGGACGCAAUGAAACACAAACUUUCCGAUGAUGAUGAAUCAAAAUCAUCCACAACAGACAGUGACAGCGAUGAUGAUACAGACUCCGGUACGGAUUCGGAUGAACAGGAGAUAAGACCGUCGCAGCGCCAAAAGAUUGGUAAAAUAGAUACUAAGGUCGAUCGAAAAAUUACUGUUGUUAAGCUCAAAGAUUACAAUUAA
This is a messenger RNA of Sabethes cyaneus, 1197 nucleotides long. RefSeq names its product CBY1-interacting BAR domain-containing protein homolog (gene Fam92). NCBI's taxonomy places the organism in Eukaryota, Metazoa, Arthropoda, Insecta, Diptera, Culicidae. Gene Ontology annotation, biological process: cilium assembly. The record is from RefSeq and is a predicted model, not a curated record. Gene Ontology annotation, cellular component: ciliary transition zone; ciliary basal body. The transcript has 4 exons. The coding region runs from base 1 to 1197 and encodes 398 amino acids.